Messenger RNA from Daldinia childiae, 261 nucleotides. RefSeq names its product cytochrome c oxidase assembly protein. Gene Ontology annotation, cellular component: mitochondrion. The coding region runs from base 1 to 261 and encodes 86 amino acids. The transcript is spliced from 2 exons. NCBI's taxonomy places the organism in Eukaryota, Fungi, Ascomycota, Sordariomycetes, Xylariales, Hypoxylaceae. Gene Ontology annotation, biological process: mitochondrial respiratory chain complex IV assembly. The record is from RefSeq and is a predicted model, not a curated record.
AUGUCGCGCGCCUCGAAACUCACCCUAGCGGGCACCUCGCUCUUUGCUGUUGGUACAGUUAUUAUGGUUCACUUCCAGCAGAAGGUUGAAAAAGAGGCGAUGCAUCAGGGUGUUGUGCGCGACAUGGAACAGCAGCGGGUCAAGAAGGAGCGCCAGCUUGAUUUCGACAUGCAAAGAGUAUUGGAGGAAGAGUAUAAGAAGGGUCAGACUGUUCGAGAUACUACAGACGAAAUACAAGCCAAAUCGUUACCAGAUCGGUAA